Messenger RNA from Lytechinus variegatus (green sea urchin), 4502 nucleotides. Its product is annotated as transmembrane emp24 domain-containing protein 3-like. Bases 359 to 994 code for a protein of 211 amino acids. The record is from RefSeq and is a predicted model, not a curated record. Gene Ontology annotation, biological process: endoplasmic reticulum to Golgi vesicle-mediated transport; intracellular protein transport; Golgi organization. The transcript is spliced from 3 exons. NCBI's taxonomy places the organism in Eukaryota, Metazoa, Echinodermata, Echinoidea, Temnopleuroida, Toxopneustidae. Gene Ontology annotation, cellular component: endoplasmic reticulum; Golgi apparatus; endoplasmic reticulum-Golgi intermediate compartment.
AUACAGAACAGCUACAAUAUGAGAUAGAAGACACGUUUACUACUACUAAAGCAGAUGAGAGUAAAGUAUCGCGUAAUAACAAGAGUCUCUGACUCUGACCUGAAGCUCUAAGCUACUUUCCGUGCAUGUGAUAUGUGCAAAUGUAGUACGUGUGCCACGUUGCCCAAAUGCAUACGGUGUACCGGUACUUACCGUAGGCCUACGUGGUUUUCGCUGAACAGAGGUUGAGCUUUUGCAGAGAAAUGAGGCUACUUCGGGAGAGAAUUAGAUGAUUUUAGCAGGACUUGAAAUAAAUUUUUCUCAUUUCAACCACUCUUGUAUUGAACUUUUAUCGUCAACAUAACAUCAUAGCUUGAAAAUGUGUGAAAUCACACUAUUUCUUAGUAUUUUGGUGACGUUUUGUUUGCUUGCCGUUUCGCAAGCUGUUGAAUUGACUUUUGAGUUGCCAGAUAACGCCAACCAGUGCUUUCAUGAGGAUGUGGAAAAAGAUGUGAAAAUCAUUCUUGAAUAUCAGGUUGUAACAGGUGGACAGUAUGAUGUGGAUGUUCUGGUAAAAUCUCCCAGUGGCACUGUGGUCUACAAGGAGAAGAGAAAACAAUAUGACACAUUUACUUGGACUACAGAUCAAGCUGGGACUAUAGAAUUCUGCUUCAGCAAUGAGUUCUCAACAUUUGCACAUAAGGUUGUCUACUUUGACUUCAUGGCAGGAGAUGAAGAUCCUCUUAUUAGAGAUAUUGGAGCUCAUGCUACAGCAUUAACACAGUUGGAGACAUCUUGUGUGACAAUCCAUGAAGCUCUUAAAGCUGUAGUCAACUUCCAGACACAUUACAGGUUACGAGAAGCAAAGGGGAGAGCUCAGGCAGAGCGUCUUAAUCAGAGAGUCCAUCUUUGGUCUUUAGGAGAAUUUAUCUUAAUUCUUAUUAUUGGUAUAGGUCAAGUUAUUGUUCUUCGUAGUUUUUUCACAGACAGAAAAAACAAAACUGGCAGAGCAUAGUUAUUAUAUUUUUCACUGUUUAGUUCUAGGUUGAAUAUAUUUUUGAGAUGUUCUUGUCCCUGUUUUUGUUUAUUGUUUGCUUUGAAAUUAAUGAAAUUUUGUGGUGGUUUGUUGUUGAGAAUUAAAAGUCCAUACCCAAGUUAUUUUACGGUAAAUAUAUAAUUGACAUAACCAAUAUGGAAUGUUAAUUCAAUUACAUUUUAUUCAUAGAAUUAAGGAAAGUUCAUAAAAGUUGCAACAGCCUUUUCUACUGCUUUCCUAAUUUGACUUUCAGAUUAUUUAUGCAAGAAAUCCAGGUUAAUAAUAGAAAUAGGUUUCCUGUAAACUUUCUGUCACAUUUUUUCGCCAUUUAAUCACUUGUUAUUUUGUAGCAUUAACCUUGUCCACUUUUCUUUAAAGGACAAUCUGACCAAAGUAGUUCAUUUUUUAAAGAAAAAAAAAUGCAAAUUUGCAUAGGGGAUGAAGUUUUAAAAUAGAUCAGACCAAUUUCUUUGGAAAUAUUAUGUAAGAGAGUCAAAAGGGGCCUAAGCUUUCGAUCCUAGCAGAAUCUUCUUCAGAGGCAAAAUGACAAACAUAUAAGGUGGAAAUAUUAUGUAGCUGGGUAAGUCUAUCUAGUUGGGUGGAUUUUUGUGACAUACCAAAAAAAAGUGUAUCUUUGAAACUAGGCAAAUAUCUUCCAAUGAUAAGUUCAGCAAAUAUUGGUGUCCCACAAAGGUUUUCUUAUUAAACAUGAUGUUGUGCAACUUAAGACCUGUCAAUUUAUUGCCAGUGAUAUAUCGUCGGCGGUCAUCCAAACUGUUGUAUCACACAUACGACGGUGCAAGCCCAUUUCAGAGAAAAUCAACUUCAAAGUUUACUAUAAUUUUUACAUCUAGUUUCCCAGCCAUAAAACAUAUUCAUUGCUCUAAAAAUACAUGGUUGGAAAGACCAAGAAAAUUGCUUGACAUUGGUAUCUUUAUUUUCACACAAAAGUAAGGAUCCAAGAAAAUUUUGCAAAAGAGCAGAAAAUUUAAGAGCUACAUGCUUUUAAUUUUGGUUUGAGUGACUUAGAUUUUCCCUGUACAAAAACACCAUAGGGAAAGAGCGAUACAAUGUUUUGACUGACUGCGAUUUCAAUGCUCCCAAUCGGUGAAAACGUAUUGCUUUUCACAUGCAAAGUCUAUGCAGUGCCCAGUGCUGGUACAUGUACAACGGUUUGGUUGACCGCGCGCAUUGAAAUCAUGGUCAGUCAAAACGUCGUAUCGCGCUGUUACAGUACACGUUUCCAAUGGUAUUUGCGCAUUUUAUUGAAUAUUUGUUUGGCAUCACCCUGGAAAUCCUCUCAUAUCUUGGAAAAUAAAAUAAAUUGCUGCCUAAAAAUUACGUUAUGAAUAGAGUAGGACUUUCUGCAAAAAUCUCAAAAUUGAUUUUUGACCGAAAUGGACUGAUAUGACAAUUUUGAUGACUGCUUUUACCCAACCCAAUUAACUUAGCUUCUCCUGUUUCCUUGGGUAAUACUCAAAUAUAUCUUUAAAAGGCCUUGGUUCACUUUUAAAAAUCUUGCUGAUUAAUGCAUAUUCACAUAAUUACAGUAUCUUGAUAUAUGAGAAUUGUUCAGCACCAUUUCAGUUAUUUUGAUGUACCUAUAUUGUUUACAUUUUAUGAAUGUAAUUAUAUAAGUUACAAAGAAAAUAUCUUAUUAAUUGUCCACUUCUACCAUAUUAAUUAUCUUGAUGCAUAUAGGUUUCCUUUAAAAAAAAAAGGUUUGUUUCACAUGAAUUGUUAUUUUGAUGUAGUCCAAUGUAUUCAGAAGAAAUAAUAAGUUUAAAUGGGUAUUAAUUCUGUUUAAAAUACAUAGUUCCAUGCCAUUUAUUGCAAGGUAUACAGGUUAGUCUAAUUAAAGGAAAGGUGAUUUAUUGAUAAUUUUGUGUGCCGUUCCCAGUAUUACGAUCAUUGCUUUGGUUUAGUAUUGUUUCAUUAUUUUUCUUUCUAAACAAAUACUAGUAGUACAUACAUGUACCAGCUGACAAUGAAAUGUCAAAUCUCCUCAUCCUCCUCGGACCAGGCAUUACAGAAAGAUUGAUUUCUAUUUUUUCCAAAAGCAGAAUCAUAUUACACGUAACAUGUAUGAAAGCAAAUUUUGGAGUCCGUAUGCAACAAAAAAAUAUCUUUUCCUCAUUAUUACUAAUUGAAUUUAAACAAAGGCAUAUACAAGCUGUAUAGUGAACUAAAACUUUGAAUGUUUGUCAGAUUGGGCAAUAUUGUUUAAUUUUGUAGUAGGAAGUUUUGUUUGUCUUUAAUGUCAAAUGUGUGUUUACAUGUAUGUGGUGAAUCAUAAAGUUCUGUGAACUUGCUGGCUGUUAUGUACAGUAUGUGAUAUUAUAUGUAAUAGCACAUCUGAUGGAAGAUAUACUGCAUGAAGACAUACAUUAUAUAGUUACUCUUCAUUUGAUAUAGAUGUUUAGGACAAAUGAUUCUUGGUAUUUAUACUUUCAUUGAGCAUUCUACUCAGUGGCGUAUCUUGGAGAAAAAAAAAUGUCAGGGCAAGCACUGAUAUCAUAUCUCUUAAAUUCUGGUGUUAGGAUAAAGUGGUUUUUUGCUUGUUUAAGUAAUUAAACUUACAAGUAUUUAUUGUUAUUUUUUGAUGGCACCAGGGGAAAUCGCCCACUCGCCCCCAAGAUACGACAUUGACAUAUAUGUCUUAAUGAAUUGUCUUUUAUUAUCUUUAUAUCAAGGUGUAAAUUUACAUUUCCUUUUUUUUUGGAAUCAUUUAACAAACAUUUGUAAAUAGAUAAGAAGAUAAGAGAUAUUUUGUAUAGUUCUUUGUGUGUUUAAAUAUCAAGAGAAUGAGGUCAUAUGUUACAAUUUAGAAAAUGUUUUAUGUAGACUAAUAAUCACGUGAUCAUCUUCACUUUAGCCUCGUCUUGUCUCAAAGAGUAUGAACAUUGUGUACAUGUAUUUAUAAAUAAUGCUUUCACUAUUAUUAUGCUAUGCUUGAAUAUCCUUUGUGAGUAGGCCUUUUUGUAUAGAUAGCUAUUGUGAAAUUGUAUGGAUCAUAUUGUUUCGUCUCUACCAAUACCAAUAAUCCUACGUAUUUGUUGUUUAAGUGUAGAUCUCUUCACAGAUGCAUACUUGGUUUGGUUGGUUUGCUUGCAUGAUUUGAAUUUCCAGUGUAAGAUUUUUUCAUGUUGAAUUUCAUGAUUUUCAUGAACCCUUCUUUCUAUGUAGGUAUCAUGACAUGACCAAUGAAGAGCAGCGUUUUCCGAUUUGCAUGUAUUUCUGGUUUUAGGAUACAUAGUAGUUAAUGAGGGGAUGUAGUCAGCUCAUUCAGGGAACCUGUCUUAAAGCACUGAUUAGCAAACUGAAGAAUGCAUGACUUUCAUUCUAUUAUUCUAUAGUACAUUUGUAUAAUGAUAUCACUUUGGUUAAAACUAUUUCUUACAAUUAAAACCCUCUUUUUUCUUGGAGAGAUAAUCGGAUGAAUAUAGUUGUAAUGAUUUUAUCAAAUUAAAGUUGAUUGGAUCUCUGA